AUGGCGCGCAAGGAAUCCAGGGGUAAAAGCAGAGCCAGCGCUUCGGCGUCGCAAGGCGGUGGCACAAGCGCCAGCGCAAGCGUGCCUCGAUGGCAAGCAUCAGAAGAUGUACCGAUGGAUGAGGUGGAUGCCUUUCAAGCUUCGAGGGAUCGCAUUCUCCUCGACGACGACGAACAAAGUGACGAUGACGAGGAGGAUUUGGGAGGUGGUAGGACCGUGCUCGAUGUUGGUGCCAAUGAGGAUGACGACGAGGAUGAGGACGAGGAGGGGUACACGGGUGAGGAGGAGGAGGAGGAGGAGGACGACGAAGAGGUGGACAUGGCCCGUAGUGGUGCUGUAGAGAGCGACAAAGCGCGACCUCAAACCAACACACACGCACAAAGAGAAGACUCGGACGCAUCCUCAGAAGCGUCUCUUCAGGAAGAGACCGGUUGGGGUCCUCACAAGGCAGCCUACUAUGAUAUGUCUCGUCCCGACGCCGACGAUUCGGACUCGGAAUUGGAUCCUGAAGAGGCCAGAGAGCUGCAGUUGAAAGAAGCAAAGAAUCUGCAAUUGAAAGCGAGGGCAGACCUGCUGGAUGAAGACUUUGGAGUUGGAGAGCAGGAUUGGCAAAAUUUCAAGGGGGCAGGUGGACUGUUGGGCAUGAACAGAGCUGCCCGGGAAAAGAGGAGGCAGGAAUUGGACGACAACCCGAGUCACUCCACGGAAAGGUAAGCUACACAACCCAGCAUGUGAUCCUCUCGCCACUCGAGCUCAAAGACCGUCGCAUCGUUGCCUGUGCUUACCACCACCCUCGGUCCACCUGUGUGCGCAAUGGCAGCGGCAGAACGCACGCAAAUUCAACGGCAACUAUGACAGUCGAUACGCCCUUACCUACGGACAAGCAUGCCCUGCACUUGCUUUUAGCCAAAGUGCAGAGGGAGACGCCGGAGACGAUUGCUCUGAUUGGAGACUAUGCCGACUGCGUGGACCAAAUGAGUGAAGUCCAGGCGGCAAUGCACGCGUGAGUUUUGAGCUGGUGCAAGAGCGUCCAGCCUUGUGCUGUAGCUCGAGCUGAUGGGCAGCCGCAUUAUGGGGGAUGCUUCCUGCUUUCUUUCGGGACAUCAGAGCGGAACAGCAACUGCCGAAGAAGGAUCCUAGUCUGGCGCUCAUGCACAUCCAUCAUCGUGAGUGUUCAGCGCUGCUAGAAUCACUUGAUGUGCGGGAACGAUCGCACUGACUGCAUAUCGUCACUCGCGGGAUGCUCGGUCCGUCCGCCACAAAAGAGACACUCUUGACGUACUUGACGACGUUAGCAUUCUACUUCCAGCUGCGCUCCAGCAAAGCGUACGCCUCGGGUUCAUGCUCCACCAGCUUAACAUCGCAUCCGAUCAUUCAACGUCUCGUCUCCCUAAAGAGGGGUCUAGCGACGCUUGAAGAAGCGGGCGCCAGCGCAGCUGCUUCGGAAUCGGAAGAGGAGAGCGAGGGAGAGAUGGACCCUGCGGAGAGAGAAUGGCUGGAGAAGAUGAUCAGCAAGGGCCAGGAUGUUGGACGUGGCGUUCCGGGCGAGGAUGAGGAGAGCUUGGGUGAACUUGACGAGGACGAAGUGGAACAGCUGAAGAAUGAGCAGGUUGAAGCCAAGGGUGGACGUGCCAAUGGCGCGACGAAGCAGACGAAGAAAGAGGCGCCCGGCAAAAAGUCUAAAGCUGCCAAAGGCGCUGGCAGCAAAGGUGAUCGGGCUGCAAAGGUCAAUGGCAAAGAGCAAACAGCUGGUAGCAAGAAGAAAAAACCGGCUACUGCGCUUGCUUCAUCCGAAAGCCCCUUGGCCGCUCUCGAAUCGCUUGCCUCUGCCGACGCUCAUCUCUCUGAGGCUCUUGCAGCUGCCUCUUCCCAGGCCAAGUCCAGCUCCAAGAAACAAAGCUCAAGCAAAGCACGGUCAACUUCUGUCGACGAUUUCGGAGAUCCGUUGGAGUUGGACGCUGGCGAUGCGGCAGACAAGGCCAGCAAAAGGAGAAGCUUGCAAUUCCACACAGGACAGAUUAGGUCCAAAGAGGCCAGAAGAGGAGAAGCUGCUCGGAAGGCACUUGGUGGAGACGCGGACAUACCAUACAGGGAUAGAGAGAGGAGCCGAUUGGCAGUGGAAAAGGCUAAUGCGGCCAGAGAUGCCAAGCUCGCUGAGCAGGCCAGAGGCGGCAGAGGUACGCAGCUGGACGAUGAGGAUGGCUUUGGGGAAGAGGACCUGCGGGACUGGAAGGACGUGAUGGGCGUGCAGCCGCAGGAACAGGCUGGCGAAGAGGACUAUUACGAUUUGAUCGCCGGCGGCAAGAAGGAGGCCAAGAGAGCCCGAAGGGAGGGGUACGAAGCGGAGAGAGAAGAGCAGAGGUGAGUUCACCGCUUUUUUUCUUUUUUCAAGGCGUUUCUUUUGCGCUUCUUUUCUUUCGUACAGCUACGCUUACGUGCCUGGCGCUUUUUCUCGUUCGCAGAGCCCUCGAAGCGGCCCUCGAAACGUCUUCGGGCGAUGCUCAUCGCUCCAUCACUCGGCAAAUCGAAAAGAAUGCAGGCUUAUCAGCUAAAAAGGGACCCAAGUCCAUCCGGAAUCCCAGAGUCAAGCAGAGAAAGAGGUUCGACAAGGCUAGCAAAAAGUUGGCUAGUCAGAGAGCCAUUUAUAAGGGUCCAAAGGAUAAUCAUUAUCAGGGAGAAGCGAGCGGUAUUUCCAACGCGAUCAAGAGUCGGAGCUUUGGUUAG
Molecule: messenger RNA, 2724 nt
Organism: Ceraceosorus bombacis
Lineage: Eukaryota; Fungi; Basidiomycota; Exobasidiomycetes; Ceraceosorales; Ceraceosoraceae
Source: the annotation of a GenBank genome assembly